Messenger RNA from Coffea eugenioides, 864 nucleotides. RefSeq names its product mitogen-activated protein kinase kinase kinase 17-like. The transcript is spliced from 2 exons. Lineage: Eukaryota; Viridiplantae; Streptophyta; Magnoliopsida; Gentianales; Rubiaceae. Bases 1 to 864 code for a protein of 287 amino acids. The record is from RefSeq and is a predicted model, not a curated record. Gene Ontology annotation, biological process: protein phosphorylation. Gene Ontology annotation, molecular function: ATP binding; protein kinase activity.
AUGACGAGUGUAUUCACCGCUACAACUUUGAAGUGGAAGAAGUACAAAAAACUUGGAGCCGGAUCGUACGGGACUGUAUACUUGGCUGGUGAAGCCAAUUCUCUAUUCCUGGGAGGACGUUCGUUUGCAGCAGUCAAGAGUGCUGGGUUUCAGCACUCAAAAGAAACUAUAAAGGAGGCGGAGUUCUUGAAAGAAGUAGCAGAUAAUCCCUACAUUGUUCGGUGCUUUGCCGAGGAUAUUAGCAUCGAGAAUGGAAAAGAAGUUUACAACAUGUUAAUGGAAUAUGCACCCGGAGGCACCCUUCAUGAUCUGAUCGUCGCUUACAACGUUAAGGGAAGUCUUAUGCCAGAAUCCCAUGCAGCCGCUUACGCCUGCAUGUUGCUUAGUGGUCUUUCCCAUGUUCAUCGGAGAGGGUUAGUUCACUGUGACUUGAAGCCCUGCAACAUCCUCCUUUUCCCAAAAAUAAAUGGGACUGAUUUGCUCCAUCUGAAGAUCGCUGAUUUUGGACUAGCCAAGCACGUUUGGGAGGAGGAUCGAGUCGAAUUGUUGCGUCGCCAUCGUGGCACGCGGGUUUAUGCAUCGCCGGAGUCCAUAAUGUUUGGGAUGCACGGGACGGCAACCGAUGUAUGGUCACUUGGAUGCACUAUCUUGGAGAUGAUGACGGGAAGGCAAACUUGGACGGACGAGGAGAUGUGGGAUUUGUAUGUUGAGAUGGUGCAAGGUCCAUCCUCAUAUAUAGAAGAGCAGUGUUCGGCCAAAACUCCAGAUUUGAAGCUGGUAGACUUGAAGGACAACCCACAAAGACUUCGAUGCAAAGAAGAUCUUCAGCUGACAAUAUCUACUACAGAACUACGUGGGGCUUGA